AAGCUCAGUUCAAUUGCGGCCAGCUUUGUUGGCGGACGUCUCAGGCGGCACUUUUAUACCAAAAAAUUAAAGAAAACAAAACUAAAAACUAAAACUAAGCCGAAAUCUUCUUGCAUUUUUUUUAACUGUGCUAACUGUGCGAACGAGAGGAAAACCCCGAGAAAAGCGACACGAAAAGAGUAAAAACUCUUAAUAAAACGGUGUGUGAAGUAAACAAUUGCAGUGACCGAAAAACCUUUAGCAGAAAAAAAUAAGAGAUAAAAGAAAUACCAGCGAAGAAGAAGAACCAGAAGCAGCAACAACAACACGUUUAGCGGGACAAAGACAAAGAUGCCCGAGUGAUCGAGUUGGAACAGCGAUCGGGAAAAGUGGGAAAAGUGAAAGGAAGCGGAAGCGGAGCAGGAGCAGGAGGAGAGGUCAGAGGUCGGAGAAGCGAGGAUGAGGAUGCACCUGAGUGGUCGCGAGGUGCGGGAGCUGUUGCGCAAGGACCUCCUAGUGCGAUGGCGCCAGAAGGGCCUCAGCCUAAUCCUGCUGGCCUGGCCGGUGGCCAUAUUCAUGCUGCUCUACCUGAUCCGCCUGAAGUACGGAUCCGAGGAGGUCGACGCCUGCCAGUAUCCCACCCGCUUGCUGCCCACCAAAAACCAGGUGGUGCCCGCCGCCUUCUCCUACAUUUGCAGCAUUGAGAACCGCUGCCAGUCGGCGCAUCCCUACGAGGAGUACUCCCAUUGGAAGGAGGCGCCCCUGCACUCCGUGAUCGAUGUGGUGAAUGCCUUCGUGACCGACGAACGACUCCAUAAGGCCGUCGUGGAGCUGGCCGAGAAGGCCAAUUUUGUGUCGGCCAUCACCACGCUGAUCACCAGCGAUCGUCUCGAUAUCAUACGAAGCAACAUAAGUGAAAUAAUCUCUCUGGUGCCCGAAAUCGAACGACGGAUGAACUAUAGCUUCGACAUCAAGCAUUUAUUUUCGAAUCGCGAGACCUUCGUGAAGCUGGGCGUCCUGCUGUGCGGCCAUCCUUUCCCCAACACCGAUACCAUACCGCUGGUCAACGAGAUCCUGGAGUCGGAGGACUUUAGCCAGACGAAUGACGCCGAGCUCGAUGCCAUGCCGAACCGUCGUCGUCGUCGAUCCGAAAAACUCCCCACGGACUGGAGGCCAACCAAAUACUGCAAGCGCCUCUAUCGUGACGUGACCUCCACGAACCAGGGCAAACUCACCUGGAACACCAUCAAGCCGAUCAUCCAGGGUCGGAUUUUGUAUACCCCCGCCAAUGUGAUGACCGACAGCGUGGUGAAGUUUAGUAAUGCCACCUUUGAGGAGCUGGACAGACUGAAGCAACUUUCCCGAGCGGCGGCCACCAUACUCCACAAAUUGCACACGAAUGCCACCUUCCAGGAGGCCUUCGACAAUCUGCUCAAGCUGGCCAAAUCGCCGCUGGUCAAGAGUCUGGUCGGCGAUGACUUCGAUAUUGGGGAAAUCGAGCGGGUAUUCCAGUAUAUUCGCACCAAUCAGCUGAUAUACGACAUCCUAACCACGGUGGCCGAUCUGAUGGACUGCGUGUCGGCGGAUCGUUUCGAGGCGGUGGAAAGUGUGGAGGAGCUGCAGAAGAGGGCCUACGAACUGAAUCAGAACAAACUUUUUCUGGCCGCCCUCAAUCUGGAGGACGUGGGUCUGCGGCAGUCCUCCUAUCGCCUGCACAUGGACACGGAUAAUACGCAGCCCACUUUCGAGAACCGCAAUCGAUUCUGGUUCCCCGGACCCGCCGGCAGCAUGGUCAUCGAUCUCAAGUACCAUCGUGGCUUCGUUCAGCUCAAGCAGAUGGUGGAUCUGGGAAUAAUCAAGAGCAAACGAAAUGAGACGGGUUUCCCCGCCACCGAGGAUCCCCUGGAAGCUGGCCGCUCCCUGAGUGGUCUAUUUAGUAUCAAGCAUACGGAUGACGACGUCUCCGAUGAGGACGACGAUGAUGAUUUAGAUCUUAGUCUAGAGGGAAGCGGUGCAGAAGGGGCCACCGAAAAGGUGUCGAAUCAAGAAUCUUCAACCAAACAGGAGCCUGUUGAGGUCACCACCGAAGAAGAGGUUGGGGUCACCACCGAACAGCCGGCGGUAAGUGGUGAACCCGAUCUUCUGCUGCUCAACAAUGAGGAUGUUCUGAAGCGAUCCAAGCGUCAGGGACUCUUCGAUUUACUCGGAGGAUUGGGAGGAUCUGGAGAUAAGAAAAAAAAUAAAUUCGAGGUGGACGAUAUGCAGUUCUACACCAAACAGUUUCCCUAUCCCGCCUUUCUAAACGAUGUUUUUAAACGUGGCUUGUACUUGGCCCAAGGUGUCCAGGUGGCCUAUCUACUAGGUCUGGUGGUCUUCGUAGCUCUUUGUGUGAGGGAACGGAUUUGGAUGCGGGAGAGCCGAAAUAGCAUGCUGAUGCGAUCGAUGGGCCUGAAGGCACAUUCCGAACUGGUGGCCUGGGCUCUGAUGAGUUUCCUGGAGCUCUGUGCCAUCUUCGUGCUAAUCAGUGGAGUCCUCUACAGUGGCGGCAUUUUGGGCUACACCAACUGGUUCUUCAUGAUGUUCUACUGCCUGAGCUUUGGCAUUUGUCUGAUUUCGUUCUGUUACAUGUGCUCGAACUUCUUCAAUUCGGCGAAUAUCGGAGCCGUGGCCUCGGCCCUUUUGUUUUUCAUCAGCCUGUGUCCCUUCAUUAUUGUCCUGAUGUUUGACGCCAAGUUGAGUGUCUUCGAGAGCUUCCUGGUGGACCUCUCGUUCACCACGGCCUUCGCCAAGGGCUGGGGUGAGCUGAUGCGGAUGGAGCUGCAGCAGGAGGGCCUGACCCUGGGCCACCUCGUCCAGGUGGGUCCGGCGAGGAGCGAGUGCGCCAUGGCGCUUCUCAUGUUCCUGCUCGACUUUCUCCUAUAUGCGGUAAUCGGCCUGGCCUAUCAGCGUUUCAAGAGGAACAACUAUAGCUUUGUCAAGGUCAGCCGGUCGCAGUUGGACGACAAACUGGGUGCCUCGCUGGCGAAUGUGACCAAAUUGUACGGCAGCAAGUGCGCCGUUUCCAACCUGAGCCUGGACUUUGCCCGCAACCAGGUGAGCUGUCUGCUGGGCCGGAAUGGAGCCGGGAAGAGCACGCUGAUCAAGCUGCUGACCGGCCAAAUCCGCCAGACCAGCGGCAAAGUGCUCCUGGCCGGGGAGCACCAGGUGGGCGUCUGUUGGCAGGAUAACAUACUCAUACCCACGCUGACGGCCCGCGAGCACCUGCAUCUGUAUGCCAGGAUCAAGAUGCAGCCGGGUGAGAGCAGCGGCGGUGAGGAGGAGAUCCAAUCGGAGGUGGAACGCACCCUGCAGAGCCUGAACUUUGGCCAGCACGAGUCGUAUCCCUCGUGGCAGCUCUCGGGGGGCUACAGACGACGCCUCUGCGUGGCCAUCGCCUUCAUCGCCUCGCCCAGCGUCGUCAUCCUGGAUGAGCCCUGCAACGGGGUGGAUGCCAAGGCCAGGAAGGACAUCUGGCAGCUGAUCGAGCGACUGCGUCAGGGAAGGGCCGUCAUCUUUGCCACCCACUUCCUGGACGAGGCCAAGUACCUCAGCGAUUCGCUGGUGAUAAUGAGGAAUGGUCGCAUUAUUGCCCAGCACAGCCGGGAUUCCCUGCAGCGUCUGUGCACCUCGAACUAUAGCAUUCGAAUGCGAUGUGCCGACGCGACGGAAGUGACCUACAUUGUCCAGAAGGCCCAGCAGCUGCUGCCCCGGAGUCAGGUGAUCCACUCGGGAGCCUCGGAUCAUCCGCAUAAUUUGACCAUCAGUGCCAGUUAUUCGGAGCACUUGACGCCGGGAGCCGUGGAGUUUUUGGAACUCCUGCAGUCGCAGGAGUCUACUUCCGGCAUCAGCGACGUGGAGCUGACGAGUAGCUCCAGUUUGGAGCAGGAGUUCGAGCAGUUGAACAGGAAUCCCGAGGAGACUGCAACUGCUCCGCGACGAGCUAACGGCGGUGGUGGAGUGGUGGCCGGACCAGCGAUGAUCUCGGAGGAUCCACCGACGCCCUGCCAGCAAUUUGGACUCCUGAUGGGCAAGCGAUUGAGGCAUCUGUCCAGGAAUUACCGACUCCUGCUCUAUGUCCUCCUGCUGCCCGCUUUGUUCGAGCUGUGCGCCAUGUGGUUCGUUAGCUAUCGACUGGAGGACGACUUCGACACGGUGCUGCCCCUGAGUCGUGAGCUGUACCCCAAGUCAGCUCAGUUCUUGUCGCAGCAGCAGGCCACCAGUUUCUCGGAGAAGCUGUAUCCUGGGCUAAGGACCUCCUGUGAUCAACUGGGCGGGGAAUGCAGGGAGUUUACCAACUCCGAAGAGGCCUACGAAUGGGUGCUCAGUUCCUGGGAUGAGUAUCGCGAGCGGCGCUAUGGAGGCUAUGGAUUAAACGCCUCGGGUGCCACCGUUUGGUAUAAUAACAAGGGCUACCACUCGAUGUUGGCCUGGCUGAACGAUCUCAACUCGGAGCUACUGCGAACGACCCUCAACGACUCGGAGUCGAGCAUCCUGACCUUGAACGAACCCUGGAAACUCGGCUAUGCCGAACUGAGCACCAGCUCGAUCCUCCGCCAGGCUGGCGAUGGAUCCAUGGUCUUCAUCCUGCUGAUAGCCUUCGGUUUGGUGGUGGCCGCCGGUUCGGUUUACCUGGUCAACGAGCGGGUCAACGGGGAGAAGCUGCAGCAGCGGCUGUGCGGCGUGAGUGCCGUCACCUACUGGCUGGUGGCCUUCGUCUGGGACUAUCUGGUCAUGGUCCUGGGACUGAUCGUCUGCCUGGCCGUCAUCCUCAUGUUCGGAAUGCCCGUCUUCGUGGACCGCCAGCAGUUGGUGGGCAUCAUUGGACUGUCGCUGGCCUUUAGCUUCGCCUGUGUUCCCGCUGUCCAUGUGGCCGAGAAGAUCUUCAGCGACUCUAGCAUUGCCAUUGUAACGAUCUUCUGCGCCAACCUCAUCAUCCCACUGGUCACCAUGGGCAUAGUGCUCAUCCUGGGCGUGGUGGGCGAUGGUCCGGCGUGGGAUAGUUGGCGCCACGCCCUCAACCAGGCCUUCCUCGUAUUCCCGAUUCACGCUCUGGGCGAUGGCUUCCUGGAGCUGUGCAAGAACUAUAUGGUGGCCCUGGUAUUCCGGCGCUACGACAUCGAUUCGUACAAGCAUCCACUGGCCAGUGACCUGCUCGGGCGCCACUUCACCGCCCUUCUGCUGGUGGGCGUGGCCGGGCUCAUACUCAACGUCCUCAUCGAAUGGCAUCUGCUGCGGAAGGUGUGGCAGCGCGUGGAGCGAAUGCUGGACUGCACCUAUCGCCGCGAGCUGGACAAGAUGGGCCAGCUGAAGCUGGUGAAUAUCCAGAGCAUCUUCAAGAGCUGCGUUGCUGCUGGGGAGGCGGUGCGGGCGGAGAACCUCUGGCUGGCCUACCGCCGCGGUCGCUAUGCGGUGCGCCAGGUGCACUUCGGUGUCCAGCGGGGCGAGUGCUUCGGGCUGCUGGGCAAGAACGGGGCCGGCAAGUCCACCAUCUUCAAGCUGCUCACCGGGCAACUGCAGCCCAACGUGGGACACAUCUACUUCGAGCAGCCCGGUGUGUCGUACUGCCCGCAGAGCAAUCCUCUGGACCCGCUGCUCACCGCGAGCGAGUGCAUCCGGUUCUACGGCCGCCUGCGCGGCAUUCGCGACCUGGAGCAGUUCCUCGAUCGCGUGCUGGACACCUACGAGCUGCGUCCCUACAAGGACAUCCAGGUGCGGAAUCUGAGUGGCGGCAACAGGCGCAAGCUAACGGUGGCCGUCACCUGUUGCGGCUGCGCGCCCACCGUUCUCAUGGACGAGCCGACCAGCGACAUGGAUCCGGUGACCCGGGAUCUGGUCUACGCGACCAUUGAGCAGCUGCUCCUAGCCCGUCGGGCUGUGGUGCUCACCUCGCACUCGGUGUCGGAGAUCGAGCACCUGUGCCAACGGGUGGCGGUGCUGAGGGCGGGCCAGGUGAUCGCCAGUGACACCCCAGAGCGACUGAAGGCGGAGCACGGUGGCUACUAUGCCGUCACCUGCUUCUGUGGCCCCGCCCAACAGGCCGUCCUCUCGAGAAGUCUGAGCUCCCGCCUGCCAGGUGCGCGGGAUCUGCAGCAUUAUGCGCACAGUUUGAGGUUCCUCGUGAGGAUCCGAUCGCCGGGAAGCCCAAACUCCGAUGCCCCACUCCUCUCCGAGCUCUUUGCCAUCCUGCGAGAUAUUUGCGUGGACGUGGCUCGCUUUUCGCUGAGUCGCUGUCGUUUCGAGACGGUUUUCGAGCGAAUCCUCGACAACUGCGAGUCGGCGAAUGGCACCAAUGGCAUCCACAAGGAUCACCAGCCGCAGCAGGAUGCUAGAAAGGAUCUGCCCAGCAAGUCGGCUGCUGUGGGUGGAUCCCUGGAAACCGGCUAUAUUCACUGUGGCUACGAGGAGACGAGAACCUAAAGGCCGCACUCUCAUUUUAAGACCAAAAAGAACCAAAUUCAAAUCCCCAAUAGUUUUUUUUUGUUAAGUAAUAAUGGCUUUUAUGUGUGACUUUUCAAAAGUUUAAAUUACGUCAAUUAUAAAAUAAAUUUGUGUAUAAAAAUGAUAGCAGAA
This is a messenger RNA of Drosophila takahashii, 6588 nucleotides long. RefSeq names its product lipid droplet defective (gene ldd). Lineage: Eukaryota; Metazoa; Arthropoda; Insecta; Diptera; Drosophilidae. Gene Ontology annotation, molecular function: ATP binding; lipid carrier activity; ATP hydrolysis activity. Gene Ontology annotation, cellular component: membrane; intracellular membrane-bounded organelle. The record is from RefSeq and is a predicted model, not a curated record. Gene Ontology annotation, biological process: lipid transport; transmembrane transport.